Molecule: messenger RNA, 1252 nt
Organism: Aspergillus steynii IBT 23096
Lineage: Eukaryota; Fungi; Ascomycota; Eurotiomycetes; Eurotiales; Aspergillaceae
Product: zinc-dependent alcohol dehydrogenase
Exons: 9
Coding region: 88-1140 (350 amino acids)
Molecular function (GO): zinc ion binding; oxidoreductase activity
Source: RefSeq, a predicted model, not a curated record
GCAACCCCCACCUGCACUGGAUAUAAAACCAUCUUCCCCCAGUCUAUCGUUCCCCUCGUCUAAACCCCACAUACUCAAUCUCCCACCAUGGCAAUUCCCUCAACCCAGACCGCAGCAGUGCUCCCUCCGGCCGGUGCUACGGCAAAGGCAAGUCUGCAAAUCAAGCACGAUCACCCGGUGCCUUCGCCCGCAGAGGGAGAAAUCCUAGUCAAGUUAGAAUUCUCGGGUCUGUGCCAUUCGGAUGUCCACAGCGUUCGCGGGGAAACGCCGAUGUUGACUGAUGUGGCGGGGCAUGAGGGGGUGGGGAAAGUCGUCAAAGUUGGAUCCGGUGUCAAUGAACAGGACUGGCUGGGUACGAGAGUUGGCAUUAGAUGGCUAUACAGUUCUUGCUUGAAAUGCGAAAUCUGCGCCAUCAAUAAUACGGCCUGUCCGUAUCAAAAGAAUGCCGGAGCCAAUGUGCCAGGCACUUUCCAGCAGUAUCUCAUCAGCCCUGCAGUCCAUGUGACAAGGAUUCCCUCGCAGUUGGAGCCAGAUGUGGCGGCUCCCCUUCUAUGCGCGGGUAUUGCCAUGUACUCGUCAAUCAUGAAAACCAAAACUCGCCCGGGUGACUGGCUCGUUCUCCCCGGAGCUGGAGGAGGUCUCGGGCACAUGGGAGUACAGAUUGCUGCUAAGAAAGGGCUCAGGGUUAUUGCGGUUGAUAGCGGAGAGAAAAAGAAGCAACUUUGUCUUUCGCUUGGGGCUGCGAGCUUCCUGGACUAUAAAGUGGACGAUAUUGAGACGGAAGUGAAGAAGCUUACCUCCGGUUUGGGUGCUCAUGCUGUCAUUUGUACCGCAAACAGCGAACCGGCCUAUACCCAGAGUAUGCGACUGCUUCGCAGCCUGGGCGUUCUCGUCUGCGUCGGCAUACCGAGUGUGCCGUUCCGAUUGCCCGCAACGCCAUUCGACAUGAUUGUUAAGGGUUUAACGAUCGUCGGAAACUCUGCGGGAACAGCGAAAGAAAUGGACGCGCUGAUGGAGAUGGCAGUGGCAGGUGAUGUGACUGCACAUAUUGAAUGCUUCGAGUUUGACAAGAUCGAUGAGGUAUUGCAGCGCCUGGGUCGUUCUGAGAUUGAAGGCCGAGCCGUCGUGAAGAUCCCUUGAUGGUCAUAUCCCGCUGAAGAUUCGGUUACCUGCAGUGAAAUGGAUAGAAAUAUUCGUAGCAAGGAGCUCGGUCACAGAUAGGCAUCAAAAACUACUCAGAAAGCAUAUCCUC